AUGGAGAACUCCUGCAAAAGCAGCAAUGCCUGCGAAUUUGCCGGAGUGCCUUCGAACCGGCAGGGGCGGGGGCUGCCGCACCGGCGGCCGGGCUCAGUGCCAGCAGCAGCAGCAGCAGACGCCGCAGGAAUGUGCACGGGGCGCAUAACAGAGCUGCAGCAGCACACGCGGAAGCGGACGGACUGGCUGCACCGCAAGGGCCGCGAGUCUGCAGCUUUUUCGCUGCGCGUGGACGCAGCAGCAGCAGCAGCAGCAGCAGCAGCAGCAGCAGCAGCAGGUUCGCAAAAGAAAAGCCAACUGCGGCACUGCGGGGCCAACCUCGAGGACCAGCGGCGCCACUUCCAGACCCGCUGGAAACCCGUGGAGGGCAAAAUGGCCUUCUGCACUGGCCGCAGAGAAGGCAGUGCUGCUGUUGAAUGCGAUUAUGACUUCAUCGACAGAGACAACACUUACCACACUUGGAAGCGAAUGAACGAGGGCCAGCGACACACGGGAUCCCACCUGCAGGCGAUUCGACCGCUUUCUCACCGUGGAAGAGUCCGCAGGCCGCAGCGACCGGCUGCCCGAAGUGCACAACAGAAACCCGCCGCUGCCGAACCUCGACGGCCCCUUCGAACGGCCGCGGCCCCACGGGGGCAAUUUGGACCGCACUUUCAUGCCGCGCGAAGACGCGAAGCGCAGCGACGAGUACUUGCAAAAAAACAAGAAAAACGUUUCUUGCAAAAGCAGCCACUUGCAGCUCUCCACGCUCCACAACGUGACGGGAGCGGACUUCGGGGAAAUGCGCCACGGGCUCAAAAGAAACCCCUGCGAAGACCACGCCUUCGACUUUGUGUUCCCCCCCUCUGCCUCUUGAGCAGCGAAUUGUGUUUGGUGCAGCACUUCGGAGGAAAUUAA
Messenger RNA from Eimeria necatrix, 897 nucleotides. RefSeq lists its product as hypothetical. The record is from RefSeq and is a predicted model, not a curated record. NCBI's taxonomy places the organism in Eukaryota, Apicomplexa, Conoidasida, Eucoccidiorida, Eimeriidae. The transcript has 3 exons. Bases 1 to 897 code for a protein of 298 amino acids.